Molecule: messenger RNA, 813 nt
Organism: Cotesia glomerata
Lineage: Eukaryota; Metazoa; Arthropoda; Insecta; Hymenoptera; Braconidae
Exons: 5
Coding region: 64-798 (244 amino acids)
Source: RefSeq, a predicted model, not a curated record
AAUUUGUUAUAUUUAAAAAAAUCCAAUCGAUCAUUUAUAAUAAUUUCCGGGUGAAAAAUAAUUAUGACAAAAUUACUAUUUUUAUUUUCGGUGUUAAUUGGAGUACUGACGAAUUCGACUGUCUCUAUUGCAAAGAAAAUACCAUCAAGUUCUUAUUUUUCCGAAAGUUGCAGCUCAAAUCGCGCUCUGUGUAAUCCAAAUCUUCCGCAACCCUGCUGUGACUCCAACAACAAGUGCAUCAAUGUUUAUCGAACUAAACUUGAUGCAGAACUUUAUGUCUGCUUAAAAGAAGCCAAGUUGGGAGAUACUUGUGAAAACUGGUUCGACUGUGAAGCAAUAAUUGAAGCAAAAUGUUCAGAAGACAGCACAUGUGCUUGCAAUAAGUUUUCUUCAGAGUGGAAUGAUACGAUCUGUUUAUAUCCUACAGUGGAAGAACAAUUGAUUCCUGAACUUCAGAAUAAUUAUCAUUUCGAUGAACGCAACAGAUUGUAUUUCGUAAAGACUAAUUUUGUUUCCCAGUCUGGUUUUAACAGAAAAUCAGAAAUACAAUACGGAGAAAAAUGCGUUGAUGAUGAUCAAUGUUCAGAGUUAGGUGAUCGAGGUCUGGUUUGUGCUGUGUCUCUCAAGGGAUCACAUGAAUGCAAAUGUCCAGAGUGGAUGAAAUUUGAUUUGGAAAUUGGAUAUUGUACAGACAUUACGGAGUUGCCUGAUUUAAAUCAUGAUUCAAACCUAACUAAUUCUGAAGUAGAGAUACUAGACGAAAAAGAACUUAACGAAGAAUAUGAAGAUUUUCCCUAAAAAAAAAUGUUAAAA